Molecule: messenger RNA, 2604 nt
Organism: Erinaceus europaeus (western European hedgehog)
Lineage: Eukaryota; Metazoa; Chordata; Mammalia; Eulipotyphla; Erinaceidae
Gene: RBM17
Product: RNA binding motif protein 17
Exons: 12
Coding region: 155-1393 (412 amino acids)
Biological process (GO): alternative mRNA splicing, via spliceosome; mRNA cis splicing, via spliceosome
Cellular component (GO): precatalytic spliceosome
Molecular function (GO): RNA binding
Source: RefSeq, a predicted model, not a curated record
GACGCACGCAGCGCCCUCUGACCCCGCGCGCACGCGCUCUGCGCAGUCGGCGUAGGGGUUGGCGCCGGGGCGGUCGGGCCAUCGCGGGCUCCGCCGAGUGCGCCCAGCCCAUGGGGAGAAGCGACCGGCGUCUCCGGCAUUAAACGGAGAGAAGAUGUCCCUGUAUGAUGACCUGGGCGUGGAGACCAGUGACUCCAAGACAGAAGGCUGGUCCAAGAACUUCAAGCUGCUGCAGUCUCAGCUGCAGGUGAAGAAGGCGGCACUCACACAGGCCAAGAGCCAGAGGACCAAGCAGAGCACCGUCCUCGCCCCGGUGAUCGAUCUGAAGCGCGGCGGCGGCUCCGCGGACGAACGGCAGAUCGUGGACACACCGCCACACGUGGCCGCUGGCCUCAAGGACCCUGUCCCCAGUGGAUUUUCUGCGGGAGAAGUGCUGAUUCCCUUAGCCGACGAAUAUGAUCCCAUGUUCCCUAAUGACUACGAGAAAGUAGUGAAGCGCCAAAGGGAGGAGCGACAGAGGCAGCGAGAGCUGGAAAGGCAGAAAGAAAUAGAAGAGAGAGAGAAGAGGCGUAAAGACAGACACGAAGCCAGCGGGUUUUCAAGGCGACCAGACCCAGAUUCUGAUGAGGACGAAGAUUACGAACGAGAAAGGAGGAAAAGAAGUAUGGGUGGAGCUGCCAUCGCGCCUCCCACAUCUCUCGUAGAAAAAGACAAGGAGCUGCCCCGAGAUUUCCCUUACGAAGAGGACUCAAGGCCUCGUUCACAGUCUUCCAAAGCUGCCAUCCCCCCUCCAGUGUACGAGGAUCAAGACAGACCCCGCUCUCCCCCCGGGCCUGGCAACUCUUUCCUUGCCAACAUGGGAGGCACGGUGGCGCAUAAGAUCAUGCAGAAGUACGGCUUCCGGGAAGGCCAGGGGCUGGGGAAGCACGAGCAGGGGCUGAGCACGGCCUUGUCGGUGGAAAAGACCAGCAAGCGCGGGGGCAAGAUCAUAGUGGGCGAAGUCACGGAGAAAGGAGGCUCGCCCCCACGGCCGGGCCUCCCAGAUGGAUCCAAGAAAUCGGACUCGAAUCCGUUAACUGAAAUACUCAAGUGCCCUACUAAAGUGGUCCUGCUGAGGAACAUGGUUGGUGCAGGAGAGGUAGAUGAAGACUUAGAAGUUGAAACUAAGGAAGAAUGUGAAAAAUACGGCAAAGUCGGAAAAUGUGUGAUAUUUGAGAUUCCUGGUGCCCCCGACGAUGAAGCAGUGCGGAUAUUUUUAGAAUUUGAGAGGGUUGAGUCGGCAAUUAAAGCUGUUGUUGAUCUGAAUGGAAGGUAUUUUGGUGGACGUGUGGUAAAAGCGUGUUUCUACAAUUUGGAUAAAUUCAGGGUCUUGGAUUUGGCGGAACAAGUUUGAUUUUAAGAGCUCGAGUGAAAGUCGCCUCCGAUGAUCCCCUAAAGGUGAACAGUAAAAAGCAAGGGAAAGACGCUAGCCCAGCUGCUGGGCUCAGAGACUCUGGGCAGGACUUCUCAGACAGAUGUUCGCUGCUCCUUUUUUUAUUUUGUGGUUUUUUUAAUAUAGUAUAAAAAUCCUUUAAAAAAAAAAUUUGUGUGCCUCUCUGGUUGUUUCUCUUUUAUGACCACUUCUGAAUUGAUUGCAAGUAUUUUUGGCUGGAAUCCCAUGAUCAUGCUGAAGUGUCCCCAUGAAACAGCAUUCUUGCACUGAGGAAAAGAAAAAAAAAAUUUUUUUUUAAGUAUAAGGUAGUAAAAGUACCCAGUGAUACUUUGAUCUUUUUUUUAAUCUGAAUCUCCUUUCAACAGUGAUGCCUACAAACUGUUAACCCAUGCUUUCAUAAAUUCCAUAUUAAAGUGUCAUUUUGGCAUCUGCCAAAAAUAUUAGCUUUCUCUAACAGAGAAGUUCUUAGUGGUGCCAGUCAUAGGGGGUAAAGAAAAAAAAAAAGAACUCGCAACCUGAACUCAGGUUGGAGAGUCAUGAUUCCACUCUGACCAGUUUGGAUGAACCAUUUCAGUUAAACUCAACCCGAUUCCAGGGCUGAAGGGGGGCCGGGUGUGUGUGGGCGGGGAUCCUAGGCAUAACCUUAGCCUUCAGAGACUCAAGCCCGGUCUUUAGUGGAGCCCAGAAGCCAGUGACUUGGACCCACAGAGCCCAGUGAUCUACUGGAAAAAUAAAAUUGUCUAAUAGUAUUAGUCUCAAGGAAUCUUGAUAUUCCUAAAAUUCACCCUCAGAAAUGGUACUGUCAGUCGACGCUAUUCUGGAAUCGUAAGAAACCGCAACCUUGAAGGGCAGUGGGGUGUGUGACUUACGAGACAGCAGGACCGACCCCAAAAAGCUAUAAAGUCCCUGGUGCUGUGGUCGCCUGCAGAGCAGGAUAUGUUUUCCGGGAUGUGCCCACUGGUCCAAGCUGGUGACGUGUCUGAGUGGCAGCUGCAGGACACGUGCCUCCGUGGUCUCUGCGAUCCUGUGACAGAGAGAGCACGGAAUGUUUUUUGGGUUUUUAAUUUUUGCAUCCAUGGACUUGGGCUUGGAGACCUAGGAAUAUUCUGAUCCUUUUUACAAAAGGAUUUUGUCAUGUUCUUAUUUAACAUAAAUAAAAGAAUGGCAUUUUC